Panicum virgatum (switchgrass) is the source of this 985-nucleotide messenger RNA. RefSeq lists its product as uncharacterized. The transcript is spliced from 3 exons. The record is from RefSeq and is a predicted model, not a curated record. Lineage: Eukaryota; Viridiplantae; Streptophyta; Magnoliopsida; Poales; Poaceae. The coding region runs from base 379 to 903 and encodes 174 amino acids.
AGCCUAGUGCCUCCCCAUCAAUCUAUUGUGGAUAGAUACUUGGAUGCCCAUAUUUAUAGCAAGUGGGGGUUGCUAUGUUCCCUGCUUUUCUAGUCUGUCCUCUGCUCGCCAAGUUUGUGGUGGGGGCACCAUUCCUUCUUGGCAAAUGCUUGAAACCGCAGUGACCAAUCCAAACUGCAUUCUCUUCUCUCUUUUUGGGUGCCUUUAAAAUAGGAGGUCGUAGAGUGUCGAGAAAGCUAGCUAAGUGCCUCUCUAACCCUACCCUCCUCCUGCACCCGAAAGUGCCCCCUGUUGCAAGGUUCUUCGAGGCCUCGAUCCCGAUAAGCAUCGAAGUGUGAGAGGUCUCCACUUCUUGACUUGUUCUUCUGUUGCCACAACAUGUCAAGAUAUCAUCUGAGGCAGUAUGAGAAGGAGCACAUGAAGAUGGCCAUGCUGAAGCAGGAGCAGACAUUCAAGCAGCAGGUUCAAGAACUGCACCGGCUGUACCGGGUCCAGAAGCUACUGAUGACCGACGCGGCGACCGCAGCAGCAAUGCCGCCCGCGGCCACCCGCUGCGACCUCGAGGACGAGAGGCGCGCCGCGGAGAACCACGCCGGCUCGAGCAAGUCGUGGGACGGCGCCUACUCGGAGCAGGGGAAGGCCACCACUCCCCAGCUCGCCCUCGUCCAAGAGAGCGAGCUCGAGCUGACGCUGUCUCUGGGGUGCUUCGGGACGGCCGGGAAGAAGGCGGCCAAGAAGGAGGUGUCGUCGAGUGUGGAUUCCAGGACGAGCAUUUCGUCGUCGUCGACGGAGUCCGGUAGCUCCGUCGCUGAUCGGGUCCGCGGCUGCUGGUGGCGUGGGGCAGGACGGGCUGCAGCAGCCUCCUUGGCUCCACAAGUGUCUGAAUCUGGCACGAUAGGGUAGUUGCUGUCUCACUGCAUCAUUGUAAUGUCAACCAUUAUGCAAUUCUUAUGCCACUGCAAAAAAUCCUGUUACUCUUCUCUUC